AUGUCACCAGCAUAUCGUGAUAAUGAGGAGGAGGAAGACCAUUUUGCAGACAUACCUGCCCUGACCGAUGACGAAACUGAGAGUCGUCCCGAGAGUCGAGAUCUUCACAUUCGAUCAGCCUCCGAAUCCUCCGAAACGGCAUUCCCCAUUCCCAUCUGGCUUAGAGAAUCUGCAAAGACUUUUCAAUACAAGUGGGUUCCCCUACCCAUUCGGAAGGCUUCCAGGGCGGUGGUGAAAUGGGUAAAGGGUCCUAUUCCUCCCAUGACUCUUCGCAUUGAACCCAUCCUUCCAAAGUUACAACGAGCACCCAUUUCUCUGUUGGAUAAAUAUACUCCGAAGAAGAAGCAGCGUUUCAUUCUCUUGAUCGGGUUAUAUGCGGCCUGGUUCCUCACUUGGUCUUUGAUGCUGAAGCAUCAUUCUACGUCCGGCUACAUCAAAGGUUACGGAAGGCCUCGAAAUCUAUGGUGUGGCGCAAACUUCUGGAAUGAGGGCAAUGGAUGUGGCCUCAAUGGAAAUCAAUGCCGACCGUUCUCCUCCGCACAUCUUGCAUUCAGAUGUCCUGCCAAUUGCCUAGGAACUCACCUGUUGGAGGAAAGGAUAAUAGGAAAUGUGUCUCUCCGGUAUGAGGGUCUUGUGGUUGGUGGUCCGAACCCCAGCGAGCCAGACUCGUUAGCAGUCUAUCGAGCAGAUAGCUUCAUCUGUCAAGCUGCUAUUCACGCUGGCGUCAUUACUGACGCUAUUGGUGGCUGUGGAGUCGCAUCCCUGAUUGGAUCUCAUCACAACUACGAAUCGACAACGGCAAACGGAAUUAAAAGCACUUCUUUCCCUGCGACUUUUCCUCGAUCAUUCACCUUUCAAGGUUUAAGCUCAUCUCAGGCAACGUGUCCAACUGAUUCACGUUGGCCUCUUUUCGCAGUCACGGCCGUCGCGGUGGUCAUUUUGUCAAUUUUCACCACGUCUCCUGGAGUUUUCUUUUUCAGUACAUUUGCCAUCUUGUUCUUCCAUGUUGGGCUGGUAUCGGACCCGCCGAAUACAGCGAACUUCUAUGAAUCAAUCAGCAAGCUUUUUGAAAGGUUACUACCAGCUGGCUUUAUAUCAUACAUAUUCUAUCGCACCUCGGUUAUCCCUCUACUCAAAGGAUUGGACGCUCAGAUUGAGAAGACGGUUCUGUAUUUGGGAUUCGCUUUCAUCGGCGCGUUGAACAACUAUACUUUUGCUCCGCUAAUCCCUAUUGAACGACUGACGCCUCAUGAUCUUGCGCAACCUGGUGCAGUCAUGGCAUUGGUCAUCAUCAUCACCAUUGUUGUGGCAAUCAUAAUUGGCCAGAUACACUACAUCCGCCUCUCUGGAAAUCUCCCGAAGUACCUCGCUAUCUAUGCAACUUUCGGAGCCGGGUUGGUUAUUCUGUUACUUCUCCCUGGUCAGCGUCUCAGGAUACAUCACUACAUCCUGGCUAUUAUUUUCAUGCCAGGCACAGGGUUCCAGACUCGACCGGCUCUUAUUUACCAAGGCCUGUUGCUUGGCCUUUUCGUCAACGGCGUGGCUAGAUGGGGUUUCUCGUCCAUCAUUCAGACCCCUGCAGCUUUGGGAGAGUCUGGUGGCAGCGAUGGAGGCUCCUGGUGGGGUGCGAAGUCUCCCAACGUCACAGCAGUUGUUGGUCCAACAGCAUCGAACAUCACCUUUAAUUGGGGUUCCUUACCAAAAGACACUGGCGUGGAUGGGGUUAGUAUCCUGAUCAACGACGUGGAGCGAUGGCGCGGCUACACCGAUGAAGAACUGUAUUGGGAUCAGGAGCAGGUCACUCUGGAUCGUCGCGAGCGUGACAGUACCGACGAGCCCGAGUUCUUCAGGUUUGCCUGGAUGAACGGAAAUUCUGCAGGGACAUAUAGUAAGCCAGGCAUGUGGGAUGAGCAAGGCAUGUGGCACAGUGGGCGCAAGCAAUGA
Molecule: messenger RNA, 1944 nt
Organism: Exophiala bonariae
Lineage: Eukaryota; Fungi; Ascomycota; Eurotiomycetes; Chaetothyriales; Herpotrichiellaceae
Exons: 1
Coding region: 1-1944 (647 amino acids)
Source: RefSeq, a predicted model, not a curated record